This is a messenger RNA of Schizosaccharomyces octosporus yFS286, 201 nucleotides long. RefSeq lists its product as uncharacterized. Gene Ontology annotation, molecular function: protein binding. The record is from RefSeq and is a predicted model, not a curated record. Lineage: Eukaryota; Fungi; Ascomycota; Schizosaccharomycetes; Schizosaccharomycetales; Schizosaccharomycetaceae. The transcript has a single exon. The coding region runs from base 1 to 201 and encodes 66 amino acids.
AUGGCUAUUCAAUCUCUCUACAGAGUUGUCGCUGUCUUUCCCUUCCGUAGUAGCUUUACGGAUGACUUGGAAUUUGAUCCAGGUCAAGUAAUUGACGUCUUAACCCAAUAUGAAGACGGUUGGUUAUUUGGUACUUAUGUAGAUGCUGAUGGUGUUCCUAAACAAGGCAGUUUUCCAAGUACUUUUACUCAAGUGGAAUAA